UGCAAACAACUCUGGCGAUGCCAAAAUUCCCCUCCAAGUGACACGGCUUUGCUAAGGAGGUUUCCUCAGGCUGGGCUCUUUCUCUUAUUCGCUCUGCCUUCCUCAGCGACGAUUAUAAAAGCUUUGGUCUGGUAACAGGAAUUGAGGGGGACAAAAAGAAAAAAAAGAAAAAGCUGUGCUAAACUAUCGUGACCUCAAACUCUUUGGACUUUUUUUUUUUUUAAAUAUUGAAAGAAAAUCCAUCCUCAAAGACAAUCAGCAUAGGCGGAGAUGGAAGUUUUACCCUUGCUCUUGGUUUUGUCCUUCUGGUGGUCUCGAACCUUGGAUUCGGCGAGUGCGGAUUCUAUCAUUCACAUCGGAGCAAUUUUUGAUGAAUCUGCCAAAAAGGAUGAUGAGGUGUUUCGCACAGCAGUUGGCGACCUCAACCAGAAUGAGGAGAUUUUACAGACUGAGAAAAUCACAUUUUCGGUGACAUUUGUUGAUGGCAACAACCCUUUUCAAGCAGUUCAAGAAGCCUGUGAACUCAUGAAUCAAGGCAUCUUGGCCCUGGUCAGCUCCAUUGGCUGCACAUCAGCUGGGUCCCUCCAGUCUCUGGCAGAUGCCAUGCACAUCCCCCACCUCUUCAUUCAGCGCUCAACAGCUGGGACCCCAAGGAGUGGCUGUGGAGUCACCCGGAGCAACAGGAAUGAUGACUACACUCUCUCUGUUAGGCCACCUGUCUACUUAAAUGACGUUAUCCUGAGAGUGGUCACAGAAUAUGCCUGGCAGAAGCUAAUUAUAUUCUAUGAUAGUGAAUAUGAUAUCCGUGGAAUACAGGAGUUUUUGGACAAAGUGUCUCAGCAGGGGAUGGAUGUUGCACUUCAGAAGGUAGAAAACAACAUCAAUAAAAUGAUCACCACUCUCUUUGAUACCAUGAGAAUAGAGGAAUUGAAUCGCUAUCGAGACACUCUUAGGCGAGCCAUCCUUGUUAUGAAUCCUGCCACAGCCAAAGCCUUCAUUACUGAGGUUGUGGAGACGAAUUUGGUUGCUUUUGACUGUCACUGGAUCAUUAUAAAUGAGGAAAUAAAUGAUGUGGACGUACAGGAACUUGUAAGAAGGUCAAUUGGAAGGUUAACCAUCAUUCGUCAGACAUUUCCAGUCCCCCAGAAUAUAAGUCAGCGAUGUUUCCGUGGCAACCAUCGAAUAUCUUCAACGUUGUGUGAUCCAAAGGAUCCAUUUGCUCAGAAUAUGGAGAUUUCAAACCUUUACAUAUAUGACACGGUGCUUCUGCUUGCUAAUGCUUUUCAUAAGAAGCUGGAGGACCGAAAGUGGCACAGUAUGGCUAGUUUGUCAUGUAUCAGAAAGAACUCCAAGCCCUGGCAGGGAGGGCGUUCCAUGCUGGAGACCAUCAAGAAGGGUGGAGUUAGUGGGUUGACUGGAGAGCUAGAAUUUGGAGAAAAUGGAGGCAAUCCCAAUGUCCACUUUGAAAUUCUUGGAACCAACUAUGGAGAAGAGCUUGGCCGAGGUGUUCGCAAACUUGGGUGCUGGACUCCUGUCACAGGGCUGAAUGGGUCCCUGACUGACAAGAAACUGGAGAAUAACAUGCGUGGAGUGGUCCUACGUGUGGUGACUGUUCUGGAAGAACCUUUUGUAAUGGUCUCUGAAAAUGUCCUGGGUAAGCCAAAGAAAUACCAAGGCUUCUCCAUUGAUGUUUUGGAUGCCUUAUCUAACUACCUGGGUUUUAACUAUGAAAUUUAUGUUGCACCGGAUCACAAGUAUGGAAGCCCACAAGAAGAUGGGACAUGGAAUGGCUUGGUGGGAGAACUAGUGUUUAAGAGGGCCGACAUAGGGAUUUCUGCUUUGACUAUCACCCCAGACCGUGAGAAUGUGGUGGACUUUACAACACGUUACAUGGACUACUCAGUGGGAGUCCUACUUCGAAGGGCUGAAAAGACAGUGGAUAUGUUUGCCUGUCUUGCACCAUUUGAUCUCUCACUAUGGGCUUGCAUUGCUGGCACAGUUCUUCUGGUCGGUCUACUGGUCUACCUCUUGAAUUGGCUUAAUCCCCCAAGAUUACAAAUGGGGUCGAUGACUUCUACCACUCUCUACAACUCCAUGUGGUUUGUGUAUGGAUCCUUUGUACAGCAAGGUGGGGAAGUCCCAUACACAACUCUGGCUACCCGAAUGAUGAUGGGGGCUUGGUGGCUAUUUGCUUUGAUUGUCAUCUCAUCUUACACAGCAAACCUUGCUGCUUUCCUCACUAUCACCCGCAUUGAAAGCUCCAUCCAGUCUCUCCAGGACCUUUCCAAGCAAACAGAUAUCCCUUAUGGCACAGUCCUGGACUCUGCGGUAUAUGAACAUGUUCGCAUGAAGGGAAUGAAUCCUUUUGAGAGGGACAGCAUGUAUUCCCAAAUGUGGCGGAUGAUCAACCGAAGCAAUGGAUCAGAGAAUAACGUUCUGGAGUCCCAAGCAGGCAUUCAAAAGGUAAAAUAUGGAAAUUAUGCUUUUGUAUGGGAUGCAGCUGUAUUGGAAUACGUGGCUAUCAAUGACCCAGACUGCUCCUUUUACACCAUUGGGAAUACUGUUGCUGAUCGAGGAUAUGGAAUUGCAUUGCAGCAUGGCAGUCCUUACCGGGAUGUUUUUUCACAAAGGAUCCUGGAGCUUCAGCAGAGUGGUGACAUGGACAUCCUGAAGCACAAAUGGUGGCCCAAGAACGGCCAGUGUGACCUGUACUCCUCAGUGGACACGAAGCAGAAAGGAGGUGCCCUGGACAUAAAGAGCUUUGCAGGGGUUUUUUGCAUCCUGGCUGCGGGGAUCGUCCUCUCCUGCUUUAUAGCCAUGCUGGAGACGUGGUGGAACAAGAGGAAAGGCUCCAGGGUCCCAUCAAAAGAGGAUGACAAGGAAAUUGACCUGGAGCACCUCCAUAGACGUGUAAAUAGCUUGUGCACAGAUGACGACAGCCCCCAUAAACAGUUUUCCACCUCGUCAAUUGACUUGACCCCUCUGGACAUUGACACUUUGCCAACACGACAAGCACUGGAGCAAAUCAGUGAUUUCAGGAACACUCAUAUUACCACAACAACCUUUAUCCCAGAGCAGAUCCAGACUCUUAGCCGUACACUGUCCGCUAAAGCUGCCUCUGGUUUCGCUUUUGGCAACGUGCCUGAGCACCGAACUGGCCCUUUUAGGCACAGGGCACCUAAUGGGGGCUUUUUCAGGAGUCCUAUAAAAACAAUGUCAUCUAUUCCUUAUCAACCAACUCCUACCCUGGGGCUCAAUCUGGGUAAUGAUCCAGACCGAGGCACCUCCAUAUGAGCACCCAACAAAAUCUCUUCACUGUUUCUUUUGUAGGACUCCCUUUGCAAGGAGCGACUGUAAUAUUGUGGGACUAACAUGGAUGUAACAUUUUUUUUUUUUUAAUCAGGAGUAUUAGUAACAAUUCUAGUUCUUUCUCUCUACCUUCUCUCUCCUCUGUUUCUUUCUCUCUUUUCUUCCUGGACAUUUCUCUCCACUUUUUUCAUUACUCAAUUGAUUCCCCCAGAAGGUAGUAUACUAGGAUCCUAUUAGUCCGCUUUUCAUAUACUGUACUUCAAGUAUAGGAAACGUGCACUGAGUAUACUAACAGUAUAUGCAGGAUUAAUUUUACAUAAAGGCCUCUUCUGUAACAUUUCUCUAUUUUUAAAAGUAUAAUUGCAAUAACGUCAGUCUUUUUACAUUCUCCUGCUGCAUCCAUACCAUGCUCCACUGCUGCUGAGUGUCCUUUAACUGUGGGCCAAAGGCAACCCCUGCAGUGUUUAUAGAAUAAUCUAAAGACCAUUCAGGCCACAUAAUAUGAGAAUGCAAUUUUGUAGGAUUACAAACAAGCCAUUAAUAUGCCAGUCAAGACUACAGUUAAAACUACUCUUGCACUGCAACAGUGCAUAUGACCUUUAUGCGAUUGUACAGUAUGAAAAGUGUUUUCUUAUGUACAGUAAACUUUAUCAUACGGCAGCAGCCUCUACGGUGUUAAACUAGUAUCUCAUAUAUACAUAUAUAUGCACCUAUAUAAUGUGUAUAUAUAUUCAAAGGAGGCCAUUGCUAUUGCAAUUCAUUUAAUAAAGCUUUAGUUUAAAACACAAGUGUUGUAUACAGGAACUAUGUAUAGUGCAGGGGGUCUUUUCAGUUAGAAAAGGCAGGUUGCUUUAAUGUUAUUCUGACUCGCAUUGUUUGCCAACAGAGAAUAUUUUAUACUUUUGUUAUUAAAACAUCCGGGGCGACUUAAUAUUUGUUCCUAGAUGUAACUCAUUUGAAUAGAUUUUUGCAUUUGUUAUUCAGCAGUGUAUAAAGCUAACCUUGAUAAUUUUACUUUUAAUUAAUUAUCUAAAUGGAAACUGCUAUUAGCUGAACCAUGUCCACCACAGCACGGGGAGCUCUAUACGAGUUUAAACGUAGAUCAUGGAAGGUUAAUAAAUUCUCUUCCAAAGCAGUAAGCCAAUCAAUACAGCUGUAGUUGGGGAGAGACGGGAGCCCUUAAGAAAUAUUGAUGUGGCCUUAAUUACUGUCAUACAUUACCCUAAAGAAGAAAAUACAGCAACCAUACUGGGCUCUCAACUUCAGCCCCUUUUUUUAUUCAGUUCUAUUUGGAGGAGUUAUGUGUUUUUUACAUUAGUGCCAAGUGUAUAGAAGGAUAACAACAAAAACAGUGCCUCUUUGUGCACAACCCUUUUUAAGGUAGCCUUCUUACCUGUUGGAAAUGUAGAAUGAACUUUGUUUGUAAUCCUUAAAUUAAAAUGUGGUAAGUAGGAAGCAAGAACUUAUCCUGUGUUUUUACGCAGCCAUACACUUAUUUUAAUCGAAUUCUUUCCGUGGCUAGGAUUGGUAUAGGAAUCAACCUAUGUGAUUUGCUUUAGGAGAAAUUAAAAAGUAUAUUCUUAAGGUAUAUUAUACUUUGAUGCUAAUUCUGUUCUGGGAAGCAUCUUGUCCUGUCACUGUUUUUGUACUAAAUCUUCAAAUAUUGUCUACUGUGUAAGGCAGAAAAAUUUCUUAUCAUGCAAAAACCAUUUUGUUUCCAGGGUAACAAGUAUCUAAGUGCAUGCACAACUUGUUCUCCCUUGUAACAUUCAUGAUCUCAUUCACGACUCUGAUUUUAAGACAAAAAGUCUUUUCAACAAGCUAUAUAGGGACAUACCAGAUGUUGCAGUGAUUUUAGCUAUCAACAAACUGUUAACCAUGUACAAUAUUUAAAAUAGGCCUAUUUUGAUGUAUUGCCUAUUAUACAAAUACACAAACCACUUUUUGGAGGCCUCAGUUACGAGUGGCAGAGCUUUCUGUGUAUAAUUUGUCUAAAUAAUUUGUCUAAUAAAAAUGUUUUCUAAA
This is a messenger RNA of Aethalodelphis obliquidens (Pacific white-sided dolphin), 5334 nucleotides long. It is a transcript of the gene GRID2, whose product is annotated as glutamate ionotropic receptor delta type subunit 2. NCBI's taxonomy places the organism in Eukaryota, Metazoa, Chordata, Mammalia, Artiodactyla, Delphinidae. Bases 271 to 3294 code for a protein of 1007 amino acids. The record is from RefSeq and is a predicted model, not a curated record. Gene Ontology annotation, cellular component: membrane. Gene Ontology annotation, biological process: monoatomic ion transport. Gene Ontology annotation, molecular function: signaling receptor activity; ligand-gated monoatomic ion channel activity. The transcript has 16 exons.